CUCCCCACUCUCCUCCUCUUCCUCGUGCUUUUCCUUCCCCUCCCUCACUCACUCAUUCCCGUCAUCUUUCCCUUCCUCUUUCUUCUAUUACUUUUGGAAUUUCCCCGCCCCUCUCUCCCCUCCCCCUCCUCCCCUCCCCCCCCUUUCUGUCUUCCGAUCACAUCCAGAAUCGAACCACCCACACCCUCACCCGUAUCUCGGGUUUCUAUCGAUUUCCCUUAGUUCACCCCCGGUUAUUCCUACCGCACCAUGGACGGGGACGAGCUCAUCGCCUCGGUCUAUCGCAAGAUCGAGCGGGAGAAGGCUCUCAUCGCCGCCGCGUCGAACAUGCGACAGUCGACCGACAAUCCCCUCGUCCAGCAACGCGUGGAUGCGAACAUUCGCGAUGGCCGGAAGAACAUCGCCUAUCUCGAGGAGAAGAUGCGGGAGUUGCAGUUGCGGCAAGAAGGAGGCCAGGCUUCCCCGACCGAUCGACGUAUCCCCUCGGGUGAUGGUGGCCCUGUCCCGCCGCAGAAGGAUUACGGCAAUGAGUAUGGCGAAGGCUCCGCACAAUACCCGCAAGGAGGAUCAGGGUCCAUGCCGUCAGGUGCCCCAUACGCAGACCCUCGCCCUUUUGCUCCCGUGCCCAAGGCUCGUCCCAAUUACACCAAGCUCGACUUGAUCAAAUAUGACACUCAGUACCUGGGACCCAAGAUCCAGCUUAUGCUGUCCCAGCUGGAAUUCAAAUUGAGUGUAGAGAAGCAGUACAAAGCGGGUAUUGAGAAGAUGGUUCGCCUGUAUCAGGAUGAGGGGGAUCGCAAGAGUCGCGCCGAUGCUGAAGGCCGGCGGAUUGAGAGUAACCAGAAGAUCCAGUUGCUGAAGCAGGCCCUGAAGCGAUAUGAGGAUCUCCACGUCGACAUCGAGUCAGCAGACAGCCCUGAUGAUGAGAGCUUAAGCACCCCGAACCUGCGUAAGCCGCUCACAGGUCUGCUCACCAUGCGCAUCCAUGCCGUGCAAGAUGUAGAUCACGCCGCCAGCUCCAGAUUUUCCCGAGGCCCCGAAACCUUCGUCGUUCUGAAAGUGGAGGACACCAUUAAAGCGCGCACCAAGGCGACCCGGACCGAUAGAUGGCAGGAUGAAACCUUCAACCUGGAUAUCGACAAGGCGAACGAAAUCGAGCUCACCGUAUACGAUAAGUCGGGAGAUCGGCCGACCCCGAUUGGCAUGCUGUGGGUACGCAUCUCGGACAUUGCGGAGGAGAUGCGUCGGAAGAAGAUCGAGACGGAGUUUAAUGCAUCGGGCUGGGUGUCUGCGGACAAGAUGGGACAUGGAGGACAAUCCGGACGGCCCGAUACCGCUGGAGGAAUGGGCUCAUCCCAUCAAGCUGGCCCAGGAGGCCCGGCCGGGGCGGGCGCUCCGGGUGGUGCGUCUGGCGCACCGGGUGCCGGCCAGGUGAUAAUUGAUUCUUGGUUUGCGUUGGAACCAGUUGGUCGUAUUCAACUGUCGAUGAGCUUCGCCAAGCAACUCAAGGACCGACGCCCGUUCGACAUUGGUCUCAACCGUCAAGGUGCUGUGCGCCAGAAGAAGGAGGAGGUGCACGAGAAGCAAGGCCACAAGUUCGUUACCCAGCAGUUCUACAACAUCAUGCGCUGCGCUCUUUGCGGCGAUUUCCUGAAAUAUGCUGCGGGCAUGCAGUGCGCCGACUGCAAGUACACCUGUCAUAAGAAGUGCUAUCCCAAGGUCGUCACCAAGUGUAUCAGCAAAGCAAACUAUGAGACGGACCCAGACGAAGAAAAAAUCAACCACCGGAUUCCGCACCGUUUCGAAGGCUUCUCCAAUCUGUCGGCCAACUGGUGUUGCCACUGUGGUUACUUGCUGCCUUUUGGACGCAAAAACGCCAAACGAUGCACCGAGUGUGGUCUCACGAGUCACGCCCACUGUACUCAUCUUGUACCCGACUUCUGUGGCAUGUCCAUGGAAGCAGCCAACCAGAUUUUGGAAACCCUUAUCCGCGCUAAGGUUCAUAACAAAUCUCCCUCGGUCAGCUCGGCCAGUGGCCUCAGCAACCGCACGUUGCGCGCUCCUCAGACGCCGCAGGAGAAUACCUCCAUGGCGUACCCGUCCAAGCCUGUCGAGCAGUACGAGCCAGCACGGCCGCCUGCGCCCGAAGCCGUGAGCGCUGCAUCCAUGUCGUAUAAGCCUCCGCAGUCUCCCACCAGCCCACAAGGCGCCCAGACAUCUCCCAGGACAUCGGGUUCCGCCGGUCUUGCAAGUCAUGCCGCCGCGGCGGCAGCCAACACUCGUCCUCCCCAGUCGAUGCCAGAGCCAAACCGUCCUGUGCAGCAGCAGCAGCAGCAGCAGCAGCAGCCACCCCAGCAUGCCCGCUACGAUCCCUCUGCUUACCCUAUGUUCGAAGGAGGGGGCGUGCCGCAUCAGCAGAUGCAGAACGUCGGUGCCCCUGCGCCAUAUGGCGUUCAACAGCCCCCACCGCCGCAACAAAGUAUGGCUUUGGCUCAGAAGCAAGCACCCGAAGCACCUCAGCAACAACCUAAGGCUAGAAUCGGACUCGACCAUUUUAAUUUCCUGGCAGUUCUGGGUAAGGGUAACUUCGGUAAGGUCAUGCUUGCCGAGACCAAGAGCACCAAGAAGCUUUACGCCAUCAAAGUUUUGAAGAAGGAGUUCAUUAUCGAGAAUGACGAAGUCGAGAGCACCAAGUCUGAGAAGCGGGUCUUCUUGAUUGCCAACAAAGAGCGACACCCAUUCCUCCUUAGCCUUCACGCGUGUUUCCAGACCGAGACCCGCGUGUACUUCGUGAUGGAGUAUAUCAGUGGUGGUGAUCUGAUGCUCCACAUUCAGCGCGGCCAGUUCGGUCUCAAGAGGGCACAGUUCUAUGCUUCCGAGGUCUUGCUUGCCUUGAAGUAUUUCCACGAGAACGGUGUCAUUUACCGUGAUUUGAAGCUUGAUAACAUUCUCUUGACUCUGGAUGGUCAUAUCAAGAUUGGCGAUUAUGGUCUUUGCAAGGAAAACAUGUGGUAUGGCGCAACGACGAGCACCUUCUGUGGUACGCCCGAAUUCAUGGCGCCCGAGGUAAGAUACUCCACCCCUUUACCUCCCCGUUGAGCCGUGUCUAAUGCUCCGAAACAGAUUCUUUUGGACAAGAAGUACGGACGUGCCGUCGAUUGGUGGGCAUUCGGUGUCCUCAUCUACCAGAUGCUUCUUCAACAAUCUCCCUUCCGUGGUGAGGACGAAGACGAAAUCUACGAUGCCAUUCUUGCCGAUGAGCCGCUUUACCCCAUCCACAUGCCCCGCGACUCGGUCUCUAUUCUGCAGAAGCUGCUUACUCGUGAGCCUGAGCUGAGACUGGGCUCUGGUCCUACGGAUGCCCAGGAAGUCAUGUCCCAUGCAUUCUUCCGGAACAUCAACUGGGACGAUAUCUACC
This is a messenger RNA of Aspergillus homomorphus CBS 101889, 3418 nucleotides long. It is a transcript of the gene pkcA, whose product is annotated as protein kinase c. Gene Ontology annotation, molecular function: diacylglycerol-dependent serine/threonine kinase activity; ATP binding. Gene Ontology annotation, biological process: fungal-type cell wall biogenesis; intracellular signal transduction; peptidyl-serine phosphorylation. The transcript has 7 exons. The coding region runs from base 250 to 3099 and encodes 949 amino acids. Lineage: Eukaryota; Fungi; Ascomycota; Eurotiomycetes; Eurotiales; Aspergillaceae. The record is from RefSeq and is a predicted model, not a curated record.